Messenger RNA from Desarmillaria tabescens, 1091 nucleotides. RefSeq lists its product as uncharacterized. The record is from RefSeq and is a predicted model, not a curated record. The transcript is spliced from 3 exons. Gene Ontology annotation, biological process: regulation of DNA-templated transcription. Gene Ontology annotation, molecular function: zinc ion binding; sequence-specific DNA binding. Lineage: Eukaryota; Fungi; Basidiomycota; Agaricomycetes; Agaricales; Physalacriaceae. Bases 133 to 900 code for a protein of 255 amino acids.
UCACUCACAAUCACGGCACUUCCCAACCAAACCGGAACUUCGGAAGCUUGGAUCCGGCAAAUAGCGUCGGGAAUUGCCAUUUCGGGGCUUACCUUUUUGCCUUCGGCUUUGUCCGUGUUUACGCUGGGCGCUAUGUACCACGGACACUACGAGUACGGGCAACAGUACGGCCAGCAGCCAUACCAGUACGCGUACCCGCCGCCACCGCCGCCGCCUCAGUACUGGAGCAACGACUCCUACCAAUCUUCUCACCACAAUCAACGCCAGCCUUCUCCUCAUCCACCUCAACCUUCCCCACACCAGCAGCCGUCACCGUUAUCUCAGCCGUGUCUUGUUGAUUCGUAUCGAGUGAUUUUGGACGCGUUUGCACCACAGGCUCCGCAACCACAAGUGGAUAGGCUCUGUGAUGCAGCUUCCUCUGCUGCAACGAUACUGGGAGGCCCCGACGAAGAAGCGCGCGAAAGAGAGCGAGAGCGAGCGCGAGAACGGGAAGAGAGACAACUGGAAGAAGAGCGAGAGCGAGAAAGGGAGCGUGAACGCGAACUUGAGAGGGAACGUGAGCGUGAGAGGGAGAGAGAACAGGAGAGAGAGCGGGAACGUGUAGAGCAAGAACGACUUCGUGCUGAGAAGGAACGUGAAGAACAGGAAAAGGCAAAGGCCAAAGAGAGCGUCGAUAAGAAGGAGGACUCUACGUCGACUGGCCAAGUUUGCCUCGGCUGUAAUGCUACCUCUACGCCUGAAUGGCGACGAGGUCCCUUGGGACCGCGGACGCUCUGCAAUGCGUGUGGGUUGGUCUACGCAAAGAUGAUCAAGAAACGCCUCAAGGCGAACUCUGGCACUGCUGACGCAUCCAGUGGCGAGAGCAGCGGCGAGGGUGAGGAGGAAGAUGAACUGGCAUAGGGCGAUUGUUGCGGUCUCUGGCAUUAUCUGUAUGUUUGUUUUCAAAUGCUUGCCGCGUUCCUUGCUUUCGAUUGCGCUUGUCGAACUUUGGACUGCUUGAAUCUAUUAUUUUUCAGGGAUUUGCAUGUACUUAUUUCAUGGAAAUAUGACGUUAGGUAUCUUUCCAUUGGGCGCAGUGCUGUGAAUUGGGU